AUGUUUUUAAGUCAACCUACCUUGGUACAUAAAGAGUUGGAUCUAGAAUAUGUCUAUACGGACCAUGAUAUUUGCUUGAAAGGACCAACAAGACUUGGAUUUUUCUCGUUCUAUUGCAAUGAUGAAAAGGAAAGUGUUUAUUGCCCAGACAAAUCAUCUUUACGGUACUUGGACUUACCUAAUCCACUCUAUAUCAACUCACUCCAAGGAUAUGAUCCAAACGCCAAUUAUAGACAUAAAAAGUCAAAAAAUAAAAACUUGUUGCGAUGGAUUCUUGAAAAUGAAACAAUUGUUCGUAACUUUACUUACGAUUUCAUCAGUAAUGAUGGUGUAUUGAAAGAUAUUAUGACUUCUUCAUAUAAUGAUUUCGAUUGGAACAUUUGUGCUGUCAAAAUCAGAGGGAAAAUUGUUCUAGCUAGAAAUACUGUUCUAAAUAGAAUAGCUUCGUUUGAAAAAGAAAUUCAAAUUGAUGCUCGAUCAGAAAUGGACAACAAAUCGCUUUACGUAGCUACUAAUUUGCAACGUUUGAUUACCAAGAACAACAAUCAUCCAGAAUUUGCUUCUUGGAAAGAAUAUUAUUGCUUUUAUGGUGUUUUCCACUCAAACAUUGGUUCUCAUGGAAUAAUUCAUGCUGGAUAUUUGGAUUGUGUCGAGAGUCAAAAAGAAAUGGAUAAACCUUUUGAUGAAAUGAAGUUUGUGCUAAUCAAAAAGCACAACUCUUUGAAAUUGUCAUAUUCAUCUUUGCAAGCUUACGUUUGGUGGUCAUUGGCUACUCUUGCUGGAGUUGAUAAAAUUAUUCAUGCUAAAUGCGAACAAGACUUUAGAGUAAAAAAUACCAAUCAGUUAAUUGUAAGCAGAAUGCUUCCUAGAGAAAGACAAAAGCAGCUUUUCACUACAUUGAACUUGGUUCUUGAUUUCGUCAAGUCAAUUGUUAAAGUUGAAAACCAAUAUUAUAACUUUUAUUUCAAUUGUACGAAUCGAAAGUUGACUGGAAACAUGAGAAUGGAACCAAAUGACAAUAUCAUUCCAUCUUGGUUUAUUGAUGGACAACUUCCCAAACCUUAA
This is a messenger RNA of Tetranychus urticae (two-spotted spider mite), 1065 nucleotides long. RefSeq names its product decapping and exoribonuclease protein Rai1-like. Gene Ontology annotation, cellular component: cytosol; nucleus. Gene Ontology annotation, biological process: nuclear-transcribed mRNA catabolic process; NAD-cap decapping. NCBI's taxonomy places the organism in Eukaryota, Metazoa, Arthropoda, Arachnida, Trombidiformes, Tetranychidae. The record is from RefSeq and is a predicted model, not a curated record. Gene Ontology annotation, molecular function: mRNA 5'-diphosphatase activity.